Messenger RNA from Sorghum bicolor (sorghum), 2142 nucleotides. Its product is annotated as probable alpha-amylase 2. The coding region runs from base 555 to 1802 and encodes 415 amino acids. NCBI's taxonomy places the organism in Eukaryota, Viridiplantae, Streptophyta, Magnoliopsida, Poales, Poaceae. The transcript has 12 exons. Gene Ontology annotation, molecular function: alpha-amylase activity; calcium ion binding. The record is from RefSeq and is a predicted model, not a curated record. Gene Ontology annotation, biological process: carbohydrate metabolic process.
CGGAAAAGCGCCCCAAAAAAGGAGUGGAAGCCCAAGGGGACAAGCAAAGCAAACUUCUCCUUCCUCCCAGCCCCAUUCCUUCCCCAUCCCGUUGGAUCAGUACCAUCGUGAGCAGAUUCGAAGCAGCCGGUGGCAAAAAUCCGGCCGGUUGACCGGUGCUCUCAGCCCAUCAUCAUCCCAUUCCCAUUGCACGCGGCGUCCGGCGAGGCAGAGGAGGGGGGAGAGUCCGCCGUCAAACUCUAUCCGAUCGGCGUAGGGGCGCGGGGCUCCGACAACUUUGGUCCCCGCUCCCCACUUGGGCGCCGCCGCCGGUCGCUGCGGAUGCUGCGGGCGCCCGCCGCGCCCACUGGACCCCGGUAACGCCCCCGCGCGGCGCCUCGCCCCGCGUGCCCGCCCGCGGGCGGCCAGCUCCAUGCCGGCCGCCGCGGCUACAUAGAUAGGUAGCUGCGCGCUGGCUGAAUGCUCCCGUCCGCUGCAGUGCGGCGCGUUGAAGGCUUUCGCUGCGUGGGUUGCGCGUUCCCUCCCUUGGCUGCUUGAGUUUGGUCUGAGUUUGGAUGGGCCAGAUGGUUUCGGAUGAUAAAUUCGAAGAACAGGCAGCACGCGACGGCGGUAUCAUCAAGAAUGGAAGGGAAAUCCUAUUCCAGGCUUUUAACUGGGAAUCAAAUAAGCAUAACUGGUGGAGGAAUUUGGAGGAGAAAGUUACUGAUCUUGCAGAAUCUGGGUUUACGUCAGUGUGGCUUCCUCCACCAACACAGUCAUUAUCUCGAGAAGGCUAUCUACCACAGAACCUGUACUGCCUUGACUCAUGUUAUGGUUCCCUCCACGAGCUAAAAUCGUUGCUUCAUAAAAUGAGCGAACACAAUGUAAGGGCUAUGGCAGAUGUUGUUCUCAACCAUCGAAUUGGGACUACUCAAGGAUCCAAUGGCAUGUAUAAUCGUUAUGAUGGCAUCCCAAUAUCAUGGGAUGAACAUGCUGUUACAUCUUGUUCUGGUGGGAAGGGAAACAAGAGCACUGGGGAUAACUUUGAUGGGGUUCCCAACAUAGAUCAUACACAACCAUUUGUACGCAAAGAUAUUAUCGAAUGGUUGAUCUGGCUUCGAAAAUCUGUUGGUUUUCAAGAUUUUCGCUUUGAUUUCACGAAAGGUUACGCAGCCAAGUUUGUGAAAGAAUACAUUGAGGAAUCAAAACCUCUUUUUGCAGUUGGGGAAUACUGGGAUAGCUGUGAAUAUAGCCCCCCUGACUACCGACUGAACUAUAAUCAAGAUAGCCAUAGGCAGAAAAUUAUUAAUUGGAUAGAUAACACUGGAGGACUUUGUGCCGCAUUUGAUUUCACGACAAAGGGUAUUCUUCAGGAAGCUGUCAAAGGAGAGUUGUGGCGUUUGCGAGACCCAGAAGGAAAACCACCUGGUGUGAUGGGAUGGUGGCCUUCAAGAUCAGUUACAUUUAUUGAAAAUCAUGACACUGGGUCCACUCAGGGUCAUUGGCCUUUUCCAUCUGAUCAUAUUAUGGAGGGAUAUGCUUAUAUACUCACCCACCCUGGCAUCCCCACGGUGUUCUAUGAUCACUUCUAUGACCAGGGAGUGCCUCUCCAUGAUGAAAUUGCUAAACUGAUGCAAAUCAGGAAAUGCCAAGACAUACAUAGCCGUUCAUCAAUCAAAAUUCUGGAGGUUAGGUCAGAUCUGUACUCAGCAAUCAUCGACGAUAAGUUGUGCAUGAAGAUCGGGGACGGCUCGUGGUGCCCAAGCGAUCCAGAGUGGAUGCUGGCAGUCUCUGGCGACAGAUAUGCUGUAUGGCACAAGUGAAGCAUAUAACUAUACAAGUAGCUGCGAUACAGCUUUUAUCUCUGCUUGUAAGUUGAAGAAUAGCAUGCUAAAAUGACGCUCUUCGAGGUUACCUGUGCAACAAGAGUUUCUAGUGUGUUUGUCACGGUAGAGGGUAAAUGUGAUGUUAAUUAGAAUUAAUUGAGAUCAUGCUCAGCUGCCGGCUCCGAGAUGAGAUAUACAUUCUGCUAAUUGCAGCAACUAGGGAUUACCUGCAAAAGAAUUAUAUAAAGGGUAUGUGAUGCCUACGUGGAUUAUUUUAUACUGGAACCAGAAAUUUGAGUUGUUUAUAAAAAAAAUACAGGCCCUUGAAUUUCUACUU